UUUGAAACGAUGACGCAAUAUCAAAAUGGAGCGAAAUUCAGACUCCGUUUUUACAAAUUUAAAUCUCCCAAUUUCUGGAUUCCGGAAAUACCAUGGAAGGUUGCAAAAGAACGGAAGAGGAUGAUCACAAAGAUGUAUACCCAAAUUACUUCAGCUUUAGCAAAUCCGGCCCUGAAUUCUUCACCGCCAACGCACCAGUUAAAUACAGUUCAGCAUACGAGAGACAAUCGAAAUCUGGUCUCAUAUGCGUUGUGUGUGGAGAUGUCUCAAGUGGCAAGCAUUAUGGCGUACUGGCGUGCAAUGGAUGCAGUGGAUUUUUCAAACGAAGUGUACGCAGAAAGUUAGUUUAUCGUUGCCAAGCGUCAGGUGGAGAUUGCUUGGUGGACAAAACCCACAGAAAUCAAUGCCAAGCGUGUAGAUUGAAAAAAUGUCUCGAAUGCGGAAUGAAUAAAGAUGCUGUGCAAAACGAGAGACAACCAAGGACUACUGCAACAGUCGGGUCAGAGAGUGUUUUCGUGCCAUCUCUUCACUACUCAGAUAAUCCACCAACCAACAGUCCAACGAAAGAUGUCACAAUCGGAUUGCUGCCCUCUCUCAUCCCUCUGCAUCAUCACAACUCCACUCCCUUGUUCUCCAAACUGAGCACAGCUAAGUUUACGACAGCUCCAUUUCAUAGAAAUGUGAAGAGUAAAAGUCAAGAAUCUGCAGCCUCGGAAACACUUUUUCAUCAAACGUAUUCAGAUUUGUCAAACAGUGUGACUCGAACUUCUUGCAGCACCAGAUUUGAAUGGCCAUUUGAUGUAUCUUGCAACGUGUUCUUCGAUAUGUCCUUUAGAAUUUUACUUCAUUCCAUACAGUGGGCGAAAACCCUACCAACAUUUUCAAGUUUAACACUAAAUGAUCAGGUAGCCUUAUUGGAGGGAACUUGGUUUGAGCUGUUUAUACUUAAUUCUAUUCAAUGGAGUAUACCUUUGGACUCAAAUCCGCUUUUCUCACCAACGGAUAUCCCUGUAGCUACGAAUAUCAACGAUUGUAGAAAGACUCUACGUGAUUUAAACAAGAUAUUCAUCCGUUUUAAAACUCUUGGAACUAAUUAUACUGAAUUCACCUGCUUGCGAGCUAUCAUCUUGUUCCGACCAGAUGUGGACGCAUUAAAAGAUACGCAUCAAAUCCAAUUGCUUCAAGAUCAUGCUCAGUUCAUGCUGGCUCAUCAUAUCAAGUCUGAGCAUUUUGACUUUUCCUUCAGAUUUGGACGUCUCCUUCUUCUUCUACCUGCACUUCGACAAAUUGAACCAAAUGUUAUUGAAAAUAUAUUCUUCUGCAGAACUGUUAACUCCACUUCAGUUGAAGAGCUUGUUAAAAACAUGUUAAAAUCUAUCUAGAUUAAUUUUUUUCAUAAUAGC
Molecule: messenger RNA, 1403 nt
Organism: Parasteatoda tepidariorum (common house spider)
Lineage: Eukaryota; Metazoa; Arthropoda; Arachnida; Araneae; Theridiidae
Product: photoreceptor-specific nuclear receptor-like
Biological process (GO): regulation of DNA-templated transcription
Molecular function (GO): zinc ion binding; DNA-binding transcription factor activity; sequence-specific DNA binding
Source: RefSeq, a predicted model, not a curated record